UUUUAAAAAAAAACACGCAGUCACACACUAGCGUUGGUGAGACGAGAGAGUGCGAGAUGAUGACAGAGCUUCGCAAAUCCACCAGAGUUCGCGUUCUGGAAUUCCUAAUCCACUGCGCUCAUGAGCUUGAAGUUUCUCCGAUGGUGAAAUACUCGGCGCUAUCGCUCUUUGCCGAGCGAUUUUAUCCGUCCAUCUCUGGAUUAUUGGAGAAUAAGGCAACAGAACACUGGCUGUUACACCCCAUGACUGAAGGCAACUUACAGCUGUUUGCCCUUUCUGCAUUAUGGAUCUCAAGCAAAAUGCAUGAUUCUCCUCCACUGUCCGUCAAACACUGUAAGAAUUUAGCCAAUAAGUAUAUUCGGGAGCAGCAUUUUACUCUAAGAGAUCUCCUGGAAUCUGUUUCUGAGUUCAGGAUUGGUACGCUGAAUAUUGCUUUUGUUUUUCUGGAAGAACUUCUUGUUCAGCUGAGAGAAGUUGCCCAAGUCGGAGAACACGUAAGGCUUGAGACUUGUAUGGAUAUUUUUGACUUACUCUAUGAAGAGGAGGAGAAAAUGAUUCUAUACAAUUCUCCCUUCUCUUUGGCUGCAUCUCUGUUGGUUGUUGCUUAUGUGGUUACUGUUCCAAAACGAAAGUGGGAGUUUCCUAUUCUUCCUUGGGUGAAAUUUGUAACAGGAUGCAAAGAAGAAGACAUCUUGACUUGCGUCGAAGAUAUACUGAAGCAUGUGGUUUGCAAUGUCAACAUGACUAGUACGUAGUACAGAGUAAAUACAAGUUGUUCAACUGGUACAAUGUAGAAGGAAUUGCUUUUGCAUAAUCUCUUACCAAACCCGUUUUUGGUCUUAAUAAUAAUGAUAAUUUGAUGGAGGUUAGUAAGAGACUAACACCAUUUCGUCAAGGUUUUGUUGUUUGGCUUUAGGCUCCAUCAUAUUCAUUGUGUCGGCAGAUUAUUAUUUUUAAGCUCAUCAACCCCACAUAAUGAGAG
Oldenlandia corymbosa var. corymbosa is the source of this 982-nucleotide messenger RNA. NCBI's taxonomy places the organism in Eukaryota, Viridiplantae, Streptophyta, Magnoliopsida, Gentianales, Rubiaceae. The record is from the annotation of a GenBank genome assembly.